AUGGGGAUCCCAACUUAUCCAAAUUCUUCCAUUUGUGUGGCAAUGGGUUGGGGCAUCAUAGACCGCCCUUAUGGAAGCACUUUGGAUAGCAAGAGGUCAGACCUAGAUCGCGUCCUCAAUGUUAAUGUGGUUGGAUCUUUCUUAGGAGCCAAACAUGCUGCAAGGGUCACGAGGGAAUUGCAUCUCGCCUUCCGGUGUUGCGACAUCCAUAAUAAGUGGACCUACGAUCGAGGAAUUCGAAGCAGUACGGUUGCGAUGGCAAAUCUGAAGGGGAAAAUUCUCAGGGUUGAUGAUGUAGCAAAAACUGCACUAUAUUUGGCUAGUGAUGAUGCAGGGUACAUCGGUGAGCUCAACCUUGUAGUAAAUGGAGGAUACACUGUUGGGAAUCCUACCAUGAUGAAGGCUAUGGGCCUUCUUAAAUUAUUUGGAAAGUAG
Ilex paraguariensis (yerba mate) is the source of this 435-nucleotide messenger RNA. The record is from the annotation of a GenBank genome assembly. Lineage: Eukaryota; Viridiplantae; Streptophyta; Magnoliopsida; Aquifoliales; Aquifoliaceae.